This is a messenger RNA of Drosophila rhopaloa, 4442 nucleotides long. It is a transcript of the gene gry, whose product is annotated as trafficking protein particle complex subunit 11. The record is from RefSeq and is a predicted model, not a curated record. The transcript has 10 exons. Bases 128 to 4090 code for a protein of 1320 amino acids. Gene Ontology annotation, cellular component: cytoplasm. NCBI's taxonomy places the organism in Eukaryota, Metazoa, Arthropoda, Insecta, Diptera, Drosophilidae.
CACACUGAGACCGACCCGAGGACAACGUCGCUGGAGAAGAUCAUCAAUUGCAGCGCAGGAGAGGAGUGGCCGUUGGUGACGAAGUGAUCUCAUCCAAUUCUGAGCAGGAGCGGCCAGAACCGGAACCAUGACUAUGGACACCACCGCCCUGCCAUCGGAGCUGCUCGUGACCCCACAGCCGCUGGUUGGCUUUUGCGGGCUGGACACGGCGCGGGUGGCGGUGCACAAGGCCGUUUGGGAGGCGUUUAGUGGCAGUCUGCAGCGCAAGGCCGCCGACCGAGCAGCCGUCCAGUACAAACUGUUGCCCCCCAACUACGAGUUCCCGGUGGCCAAACCCAAGCGGGCCUCCUACGAGUGGUACCACCCAAAGGGCAUACUGAAGCGCAACUGGAUGCUCAAGCACCUGCACGUCGUGCCCUCGGUGGUGGUGCUGUUCCAGGACAUGGAGUGGAACGACCUCCAGUGGACAGAGAAGCAGGUGCAGUGUGCGGCCAUUGUGCAGGCUCUAAAAAACGCACUGCAGGAGCGGAAUACCCGGCUUUGCCUGGUUCUCUUACAGAAGGCCGCCCCAUUGCCACCCGGCGAAGACCUCCUGGCCGCGGAGCGAGCUGCCAGUUUAACCAACGCUUGCGGAAUAACCAGCAAGAUGCUGUUCAUCCUCCCCCACACGGAACACCUCUCGGGCUACGCUCUUCGACUGGAGUCCGCCUUCCUGGACAUGGCCCAGUCCUACUACGCCCUCAUGUCCAAGCGGAUACGCAACCAUCGAGAUCAACUAACGGCAGCGCACACCUCGCUAAAAAUUCGUCAUCAGUUUAAACUGGGAUUCGUGGCGGAGAUGCGUCAGGACUUUAGCACAGGUCAAAAGCACUAUUUCCAGGCUUAUGCCAAUCUAGACGAGAUUCGAAUAAAUGACGGCAAUUGUUUGGAGAUUAAAACUCUGGCCGGGUUUUUGAACUACAAAAUUUGUCGUCUUAUGUUUAAGCUGAAGACUCCAAGGGAUGCCAUCAACCAGUUCAUCAUCCAUGUGGAAAAGUACAAGUCUCGAGUGGGUUUCAAGGAUCUGGCCUUUGAGCACCAUGCCUGGCUAAGCACGCAACAUUCUGUAUUCGCCGAGCUGUUUUGCGAGGCUAUUAAGAACGGACUGCCAGCCCUGCAAACCCAGCAUCCCGGGAUCUAUUACCACAAGGCAGCUGAGUAUGUGAUGAAGCGACGUGAUUCAGCCCAGGAGGCCUACGCUGCACUGCAAUCCUCCGCAGAGGCCACAUCCCUGACGACUCAGAACCCCUUGUCGUUGUACACGGAAUUCUUUGGCAUCCGGGCGGUCAAGACGGGCGAUCUGGUGGCCGAGCAGCAGGCCAAUUUGCAGCUCUGUGAUCAGGAACUGGGCUAUAACCAUUCGGCGGGGAUCAUAGCACUCCUCAGCCAGGCCAUGGCUCAGUUCAAAAUCUACAAGUGCCUCAGGUUUCGCAAGAAACUAGCUAUCGAUAUGGCCGAGGAGUACCUGAAGAGUGGAGAUCAUGCCAAGGCCUUAACUUUGUACUCCCUAAUGCUGCCUGAUUAUCGCCAGGAGAAAUGGUCAACGAUAUUCACCGAUGUUUUGCUAAAGACUCUGCGUUGUGCUUUGCUCUCGGGAUCCGUGGCCGACUACAUUGCCUGCAGCGUUGAGGCUCUGUCCCUGCGCCAUCAUGGCGAGCAGGCGGAGCGGAUACUGUUGCUGGAGAACCUGUGGCAGGUGUUUCAGGGUGUGCCACCCAUGGGAAAAACUCAGUUAACGCCUGAGGCCGAAUCGAUGUGGACAAGUGCGCUGGCCAGCGUGAAAUCGCCCAUUCCAAUUGAUUUAGAUAAGGUCAGUGAUGUGGUGGAAAUGUGUGCCACAUUCGAGCGAGUUCAGCUGAACAAUGACGACUUGCUGCAGCUGCAACUGAUAGUGCGUGUGCUCACGGAUGUACCAUUGAGAGUGCGCAGCUUUCAUGUCAUUUUAGCCGAUGCCUCAAAUCCACAAAACAGCUACAAACUGGAGGCACUUAAGUAUUUCUGCUUUCCUAGCCUUACGCAAUUGCGUGGCCAAAAGCAGCCGCAGGAGGAGCAGCAGGAGAGGCUGGCCCAAGACCCCAAACACUUCGAGAAGAACAUGAGAUUGGAACCCGGCUCCUACUACCAGCUGUUCUGCAGCACCGAAGCUCAGCAGUUUCACGAGAACACCCAGCUGCGCAUCGUCCGUCUGGAGGCCCACAUGGGCACUGACCAGGUGGCGGCUCUACUGACGUGCAGCUCCAACUACUCACGCCAGCUGUUUCGACACCACACGCGCAGCCGCGAUCUCGAUGACAACGUGACGAUUAAUCCCAUUUGCUAUAUUGCGCCCACGUUUCAUCUGGACACGCAAACGAACCUUGGCCAUGGACAUGAGAACGGAUCGAACGAGGAACUGGCUGUGGUGUCUACAAGAAUGCUGGUUAACGAGUACUAUCCAGUUGUGACCACUGUCAGCAAUCCGUAUAACGUUUAUCUGCAGAAUGUGGGCGUACACAUCAGUGUUCCAGUGGGUCUAAGGAAUAGUGUAUUCCUCACAACGGACAUCUCCCCGGGCCGCCAGAAGCUGCACGCCCAAAUCCAAAUCGAUGUGGGCGAGCUGUCCGCCCACGGGAGCAACACGGCCACCUUCUACAUUUUCAGCCUGGCAGAGGCGGAGAUCAAGCUGCAGCAAAGAUUGAGCUACACUUUGGAUGUCGACCGGGGGUCAGGAGGAGUUGGCACCAAUGCCCGGGUCAGCACCGCCCCAAAUAGCUCGGAAUCCACUCCAGAUCACGAGGUAAAGGGUGUGGUCCAGAGCCUGGCUGCGAUUUCCCCGGUUCAGAUCGAGUACAUUGACGAGACGAGGUUGCGAAAGUCUCGGGAGGAUACGCUCACAGUGCGUUGCUAUGGGGACUUCAAGUUCACCGCCCGUUUCUACACGCUGGACAGAAAGCCCCUCAACCAGGUGUAUCGCGGGGAGAACUUCCUCCUGAGGGCAAACACGGAAAUAGUGGCUGUGGAUGAUGUGGAUAUACUGGACAGCUUCUUUAUAUGUGAUCACAAUCUAGUGCAAUCGAACUACAGCUUUAAGCGGAAGAAAUACACCAACAAGUACAGUGCCGGUGAAAAGUUGGAAAGCGUGAUAGUUCUCCGGACGAAUGACACCCUGCGGGACUGGACAACUGCCCGGGAUCUGGAUCACCGUGGCAAGCUGGAGGGCAAGGCGGUGGCCAGUAAGUUCAUCCGGCCCGCAGUUAAACUCUCCAGCGAGGAGCCACUUGCUCCGACGCCGCCCGCUGGAAUUAGUGCCUACAUGAGCAAGAGUCUGGUGACCAAAAUACCCACGACCAUGACCAUCAUAAACAGCAAUUCGGCGGUUUCCAAUGCCCUGCAGGUGGCCAAUGCAGGUGUGAUGAGCAGUUCCCUGCAGUCGGAUGAUGUCAAUGUGGCCGAGGAAGCCUUGAGUACCCAAGAGGGCCUGAAAACCACGCGACUUGUAUACAACAAAGCUCUGGAAGCUGUCCAGGGCACGGGUCAUUGUCGCGGCUUCAUUAAGGGCAUCUACACGCUAGAGGGGCUUCAAUCCGCCCUGCCCAUUUUCGGAGUAUUCUGCAUUCGCUGGCGGCGCGCAAAUGGCAAGGAGGAGAACGAGUCCAAGUUUGUGAUCAGUGGAUUGGACAUUGCAGAGCCACCGCUGAAUAUCUACUGCACCAUCGAGGAGAAGAUGUUUGUGAAGAUGCCCAUGGCCUUUAAGGUGGUGCUAAAAAACCCCACAACGCAUGUGCUCCACCUGAUAGCCAACUUAAGUAUCAGCAAGACGGAUAACUUUAUAUGCUCCGGUCACAAACAGCUGGACAUCUCGAUAAUGGCCUACGAGGAAAAGGAACUGGUCUACAACCUGUAUCCCCUACAAGUGGGCUGGCAGGAAUUACCAGUGCUGAGCCUGGAGUACAACACCAAGGCGGAUCCGCAGAAGAACGACAGCCAGAAUGCCUUGCUCGAUGAACUGGUGCAGCGUGCACUGCCCAAACGAGUCUUUGUGCUGCCACCUCUGAAGCAACAGAACAAGUAAGAAGGAUGAUCCAGCGAUGAUGCCGAUAUAGUUUAAGUGUUUUAAAGUUUACAAUUGUCACUGGUGUGUAAAAAUUAACUACGCCAACUCCCUCUUUAUUGCUAACAACAAACAUACAUUACAUAAAUAGCUAUAUUUAGAGAGUUACAUAGCAUAAUACUUGAGAGUGUGUGAUUGUAUUGUAUAAUGUAUUGUUAAACGGGCCAAGACACACUUGACACUCUUGUUAGUUGAUUACGGCAUUUCAGAUAAGCUGUGCUAAGUCCUGGUCAGUACCGCAAGCUGAACAUAUUUUCGUACAUCCUAAGAACGUACAGUAAUAAAUUUAAAGCAUACAAAUAUCGUUGAAAAA